CAUAAACGUCUCGGCUCGUUGGCUGGCACAACUUUCGUCAAGCUUGAGCGGUCAUUACUUCUACGCGUAUAAAUAUACCUCCACCACGAUGGAUUUGACCCUCACUUCCCCAUCUCGUUCACCCUUCACCCUUCUUUGAACCCGCUACCGUUUCGUUCAACAUGCGCUGGGUUGCUCCUCUCACUGUCCUCGCUGCCUGUGCUGCUAAGGCUGUUGCCGCCGACUCGUUCACCGGCACAAGCAAUUUCUACGCCUACGCGCUGCCCAAGUCCGAGCAGCAGGCGCUUCUCCAGGGCAUGUCUGACGCUGGAAUGAAGGUUCUCCGCACGUUCGUCCAGGGCGUCCCCGCCGGUCAGAAGGGCAGCGACAAUAUCCAGGUUAACGACGUUGAGGGCAACGGCAUUGGCCAGUGGGACGACACCAUCUUGAACGCCAUCGACGAACUCAUGGUUCUCGCCCAGGGCUACGGUGUCAAGCUGCUCAUCUCCAUGUAUGACAAGAAUACGCUUGCUGCCGGUGGCCCCUACAACGCCAAGUACGGCGAGUCUGGUUUCUACACCAACUCCGACGCCCUCUCGGACUAUAGCAACCGUAUCACCUACAUCCUCAACACCCACAAGAACUCUCAGGCCAACAACCAGCCAUGGUCCGAGCUUGGCGACUACAUUUUCGGUUAUGAUGUCAUGAACGAACCCAUGAUCAACCAGGGCGCCUCCUUCUUCGAGUCGAACCUCGACUGGGUGUGCAACGUCGCCAAGCAGAUCCGCGGCAACGUCGGCGAUGCGAACCAACUCAUCUUCACCGGUGGCAACUCCGCGGGUGUCUCCGUCCAGGACCGCUUCUUCGAGUCGGACUGCGCCAUCGACGCCAUCGCCGUGCACGACUACACCGACGGGUACGAUUCGUACCUCCCCGACGCCAUCUCCAAGGCGAACAGCGCGGGCAAGAAGCUCAUCAUUGAGGAGUGGGGCUCACUCGUCGGCGGCGACCGUGACUCGAACCUCCAGUCUAACGUACAGAAGAUGAACCAAUACGGCGUGUCAUGGAUCUACUGGGAGCUCAUCACCAAUACCGACCCCAACCAGGGUGAGGACUAUGAGAUUGACAUCGGUGGUGAUGACUGGUCUACGAUCCAAUCCCUUGCCAAGACUACCGCAGGAACGACUGGCGCCUUCGAUUUCUCUGCUUCCCUUUGAUUUGAUUUGGAACUAGUUGCACAUACUUAAAGCCCUUCUUCAGGGUAUACUUACAAUGCAUCGCGACAUUACGCAGUAGACACGGCGUGCUUGGGUUUUGGAUAUAAC
Molecule: messenger RNA, 1304 nt
Organism: Coniophora puteana RWD-64-598 SS2
Lineage: Eukaryota; Fungi; Basidiomycota; Agaricomycetes; Boletales; Coniophoraceae
Product: glycoside hydrolase family 5 protein
Exons: 5
Coding region: 162-1196 (344 amino acids)
Molecular function (GO): hydrolase activity, hydrolyzing O-glycosyl compounds
Source: RefSeq, a predicted model, not a curated record